UGUCUUUGUUUUGCAUUUGCCCUAGGUUGUUUUUUUGCUUAAUGCUAGGAGCUCAAGAUUAAGUGUUUGCAUGCAUGCCUAAUUGGGUUUGAUUAAUAUUAAUCAAGGACGAUCGAAAGUGAUGAUGAGUUGGAUGAAGUUGGACGAGGAUCUUGGUCCCGAUCGUGGGGAUGACAACUUCCACACAGAUGAUGAAGAAAACCAAGCACACAGGUCUUGUGAGCAAUAUGAAGCCGAUACUGAAUCCGAUAUCGUUAGAGCUCCCUCAAGAAAUCUGUCCCAAAACUCCAUUGAUGUUAAUACGAAUGCAUGGCCUCAAAGCUACUGGCAAUCGAUUGACAUGUACACAAGUGUGACGCCUCCUUCCCUGGGGUUCCUAGGCGCGGCGAGUUUGAAUUCUUUGUCUACACUUGACAAGCGGCACUCAAUAUCUGAUUCUGAUUCAAGCACCACAAGGCUACUCAUUUCUCAAACCAGUUUGGACAAAGAAGUGCCCCCCUCACCUUCCCAAGCUGCCAAAUCCUCCAUCUACUCUUCCUGCGCCUCAAAAGGCUCCCUCCCCGAAUUGCCCCCACCCAAGGAACGCUGCUGUUCAUUUUCCCAAGCUGUACUCAAUGGAACCAAUGUUCUAUGUGGGAUAGGACUUCUUACAACCCCAUAUGCAAUAAAAGAAGGAGGGUGGUUGAGCCUUAUACUACUUGCUUUAUAUGGUGUCAUCUGUUGCUAUACUGGAAUUUUGUUGAAGAGAUGCUUAGAAAGCUGUCCCGGGCUCCGAACCUACCCGGAUAUUGGCCAGGCUGCUUUUGGCUCCACUGGUCGUUUUUUCUUAUCUAUAAUAUUGUAUCUAGAACUAUAUGGUGCUUGUGUGGAGUUUUUGACCAUGAUGAGUGAUAACUUGGCCUCAGUAUUCCCAGACACCCAAAUGACACUUGGUGGAAUCCAUCUUGAUAGCCAUCAUAUCUUUGGCAUCACAGCAACUCUUGUAAUUCUUCCAACUGUAUGGCUUCAAAACCUUAGUUUGCUCUCUUACCUCUCAGUUGGAGGAGUGGUUGCAUCAAUCCUUGUGGCCCUUUGCUUGCUGUGGGUUGGGGUGGUGAACCAAGUUGGAUUUCAUCACAGAGGACCAGCUUUAAACCUUUCAGAUAUAUCUGUCACAAUUGGUAUCUAUGGCUUUGGCUUCGCCGGCCAUUCGGUCUUCCCAAAUAUCUAUACCUCCAUGAAAGAACCAUCACAAUUUUCAGCAGUUCUAAUAACCAGUGUUACAUUUUGCUUUUUCAUAUACACUGGGGUAGCAGUAUUCGGCUUUCUAAUGUUUGGAGACUCCAUCCAUUCUCAGUUCACUCUAAACAUGCCCACACAGUUUGUUGCUUCCAAAAUUGCAGUCUGGACAACAAUUGUGAACCCAAUGACAAAGUACGCCUUGACAAUGACACCAGUGGCUUUGAGUGUAGAGGAACUUUCAUCAACUUUGGGCGUGGCAAUGAGUUUUCCAUUCUUUGGCUCUGUGAUGGCAUUGAUUGGAUCCUUAGUAGCAAUGCUAGUGGCUGUUGUUUUUCCAUGUGUGUGUUAUCUCAUCCUACUCAGAGGUAGAUUAACUAAACUGCAGAUUGCAACUUGCAUUCUGAUCAUAACUGUGGGGGUGGUGUGUUCUAUUAUUGGAACAUACUCAGCAAUCUCAAGAAUAGCUGAUCAAAUGUAAUUUAACACGUGAUAUUCUAGCCUAAAGCUAAAGGAGGGAGACUGGUCACGUGUCGUUUCGUUAUUGAUUUGUUGCACCAUGUAAUACAACCAUUGUACUGUAGACUUUCAACAAAUAGGAACAAACAACCCAAUAUGUGACAUUCAGCUAGCUUUCUUAUUACACAAAAUUAAAUGAACUUGGUCCUUUAUAUGUUCAAUAAAGGGGGUUCAUUUGGUUCCAACAAGUUAUGUAAUUCACAAGCCAAGCAGGACUUAGCAUGCAUCAAUCCAUUUGUGGAGAAA
This is a messenger RNA of Prunus mume (Japanese apricot), 1983 nucleotides long. The record is from RefSeq and is a predicted model, not a curated record. Lineage: Eukaryota; Viridiplantae; Streptophyta; Magnoliopsida; Rosales; Rosaceae.